AUGGCGGCCUUUCGCCAAGCAGGAUGGAAGUCGGUAUUAUCUCAGUCCAUGCUCUCGUCUAUCUCCAUGUAUCUCCUGAGGCCGCCAUUCGAACGCUUCAACUCGACGACCAUCGCCAUCGUUGGUGGUGCAGCAACGAUAUGCUUCCUCGCCCUCGACACGGCGUAUGUCUCUUUGAUCGAGCUGUUUGAGAAGCCGGACUUGUUGGCUCGAAAGCGAACAGUGUAUACCAGACCCAUAGCCAUUAUCUGUGCUAUCACCAUGCCUCUUCUGGCUGUUGCGUACUGGGCCUGGAUUUGCCUCGACAAUACCCCUCAUAGAUUCGUCGAUUCCCUCACAACAGGAGCGCUUGUUGCGACUCAAUGGAUAUUACUCUUUCAAGCUGCACGGUAUGAGAGCUGGGAUAUUGCUGGCCCUGUUGGCGCGUUCUCUGCGGCAGCGCCAACUCAGGAGCAGACCAUCCGCUCUGUUGCCACCGCUGUGAAGCACCUUGUUGCCGCUGGUAUCGCAUUAAUGCAAGCUGUUCGUGUCUUACCGGAUGCGCGCUACAAAAACUUCCUAUGGGCACUCAUCCUCGUGCCCCUCAUAUCAAGCGCAGGACAGAUCGGAUGGGAUGGCUCGCGACUCGCUGAUGAUUCGGGAUGGCUUUCAGGACUACCUACCUACUAUGGCCGACACCCCAUCCAAGACCUUGUUGAACGAUCGAAAGCCACCUUUCAGACCAAGUUGGAACAACAAUCUCAAACGCUUGAUCAGGCAGUGACCGAGUACCGACGGCGAUAUCACAUGGAGCCACCGCCCGGCUUUGAUGACUGGUUCAAGUUCGCAAAGGAGAAGAAGUCGCUGAUCAUCGACAAUUACGACACUAUUUUCGACUCGGUCGCGCCGUUCCUGAACCUCAAACCUCAAUCUAUAAGGAGUUUCAUGGAGGAGGCGGUAGCGGCAGGGCACAUAGCUCGAUGUGGCUUCCGCGGAGGCAAGCUGGAAGGCGACUGCGGGCCACGAGGGGAGACAAUACAAAACAUGACCGCCCCGUACCGACACAAGCUCCCCGACAUGAGCCUGCUGGUCAACUCGAGAGACGAACCGACGGUUCUCUUACCGUCGACACGCGCGGCAAGCGAUCCCAUGUGGCAGGAUCUUUCCGGCACACAUGCGACGAACAAGGUCGCCGAGCCUUGCGGCUCUGCAUGGCUGCAGAGAAGCCGGUCGACAUUCGACAACCAGAGCCUGGCUCCACUUCCCCUGAGCCUCCCCUUCGUACAAGACGCCCGCGACUCGACCGAUUUCUGCGCACAUCCCGAGUACGCAGACAUGCACGGGAUGAUCUUGGCGCCCCUGACCCUCAACGCGGCCACCAAGCCGGCGCCGAUCCUGUCGCAGGGCAAGCUGUCGACCUUCUCCGACGUGCUGAUGCCGAGCCAGAUCUACCUGCAGGGCUACGAGAACCUGAACGACUACGGGUACGCGGACGAGGAGGACCCGCCGUGGGAGGAGAAGCAGCCCAAGCUCUACUGGAUCGGGUCCAACAACGGCGGCGCGCAGGUGGACGGCAGCUGGAGGCGGAUGCACCGGCAGCGCUUCGUGGCGCUGGCCGGCGGCGGCGCCGACGACGCCGACGACGCCGCGCGCACGGCGACGUACCUCGCCGAGACGGCGCCGGGCGAGUGGACCCCGCGGCGGCAGCGCAGCCUGCUCCCCGCGGCGGCGGACGUGCACUUCCACGCGUUCCGGCUCUGCGCGUGGCGCGAGUGCAAGGCCAUGAUGCGGCGGUUCCGGGCGGCGGGGCGGCGGCCCCGGGCGGCGCAGUACGCGCACCGGUUCCUCAUGGACAUGGACGGGCUGGGCUACUCGGGCCGGUUCUACGCGCACCUGCGGUCGCGCAGCGCGAGCUUCAAGAUGACCGUCGUGCGCGAGUGGCACGACGACCGCCUGUCCCCCUGGGUGCACUACGUGCCCGUCAGCCUGUCCAUGGCCGAGCUGCCGGAGACCGUGCGCUUCCUGCAGACCGACGCGGGCGCCCAGCUGGCGAGGGAGAUCGCCGACCGGGGCCGGGAGUGGUGGGCCGUGGCGCUGAGGCCCGAGGACUUCCAGGUGUAUUUCUACCGGCUGCUGCUGGAGCUGGCGAGGGUUGUGGACGAGACGCGGGCCGUGGUUUGA
Molecule: messenger RNA, 2160 nt
Organism: Thyridium curvatum
Lineage: Eukaryota; Fungi; Ascomycota; Sordariomycetes; Thyridiales; Thyridiaceae
Exons: 2
Coding region: 1-2160 (719 amino acids)
Source: RefSeq, a predicted model, not a curated record